Molecule: messenger RNA, 3077 nt
Organism: Pogoniulus pusillus (Red-fronted tinkerbird)
Lineage: Eukaryota; Metazoa; Chordata; Aves; Piciformes; Lybiidae
Gene: TMEM150C
Product: transmembrane protein 150C
Exons: 8
Coding region: 154-903 (249 amino acids)
Cellular component (GO): plasma membrane
Source: RefSeq, a predicted model, not a curated record
GCUGCAGUCCCGCCCGUCGGGGGCGGGGCGGGGACUACGCCGGGCGCUUCCCCGGCCCCGGCACGGCCUUAUCGGUCCGUUGUGCCGUGCCGUUGCCCGCCCGCCCGCCCGCCGCCGUGGCCGGAGCCGUCCCCGGAGCUGCCCGCAGCAGGCAUGGAUGGGAAGAAAUGCAGCGUGUGGAUGUUUCUGCCUCUUGUGUUCACCCUGUUUACCUCAGCUGGAUUAUGGAUAGUGUACUUCAUAGCAGUGGAAGAUAAUAAGAUCACCCCCCUAAGUGUACCAGAUAGGAAACCUGGUUCCAAAAGACCACCUUAUAUAAGCAUUGCAGGUGAUGCCCCUCCGGCGAGCUGCGUCUUCAGCCAAGUCAUGAACAUGGCUGCGUUUCUAGCGCUGGUGCUGGCUGUGCUGCGCUUCAUCCAGCUGAAGCCCAAGGUGCCGACCCCGUGGCUGAACGUCAGUGGCCUGGUGGCCUUGUGCUUGGCCUCUUUUGGGAUGACUCUGCUCGGCAACUUCCAGCUUUCCAAUGAUGAGGAGAUCCACAACGUGGGCACAUCGCUGACCUUUGGUUUCGGGACCUUAGCCUGCUGGAUCCAGUCUGCCCUCACCCUCAAGAUCAACCUGAAGAAUGAGGGACGGAAGGUGGGCAUCCCACGCGUCGCCCUGUCAGCCAGCAUCACCCUCUGCGUGGUGCUCUACUUCAUCCUGAUGGCACAGGGCAUCCACAUGCACGCUUCCAGGAUCCAGUGGGGGCUGGUGAUGUGCUUCCUGUGCUACUUUGGCACCUUUGCAGUGGAGUUCAGGCACUACAGGUUUGAGAUCGUUUGCUCGGAGUACCAGGAGAACUUUCUGAGCUUCUCUGAAAGCUUGUCGGAAGCCUCUGAGUACCAGACCGACCAGGUGUAGGCUGCCCUCUGGCAGGGGGGGAGGGGGGCAGGUGUGGGCUCAUGGGUUAAACAUGACCUCAUUUACACUUCUGGAUACGUUUGUUUUCAUGUGCAAUCCUGGUGGCUUUGCCAAAGGGCCCGGAGGGCGUCUGUCACACUUCGAGCCCAAGGAGAGCAGCUGUCUGCUCCGAGAGCAGCAGCUCCUUCUCACCAUGAACUGUCCAGGCUCUGCCACACUGCUCAGCAGCCAGCCCUGGCACUGCUCUGCCGGGACAGGCACUCCUCAGCUUGUUCUGCAGAGGAGGAGAUGAAGGAAAAGGACUUCUCUGGGCACCAAGAGUCUUCAGGAGGCAGUGGUUCCUAGGGCACCAAACUGCAUCUUUCACAUGUUUCUUGUGUUGUUUGCAUGGAUGCCAGCUGGCAUAACAUGCCAGGGGGAGGAGGAGUGACUGUUUCUUCUGCACUUGGAAGCAUGCAGUGGAAGACCCCAACUGAAGUGGCUUCUGUGUUGAGCAGGCAAGCAUCUCCUCCAGCCUGGAAAGAAGCAAGUGGUGCUGCCAGGUCUGGCAGAAACUGCUGUGAUCAGGACGUGUGGUGGAUGCUGCCCUGUAGCAGAGCAGGCAGCCUCAGGCCAGAGGAGGUGGCACAGCUGGGUGCUGUGCUCGGCUUUGUGUUUGAGACUCACCAGUGAGCAGUGGUGGAAGUGAAGCUCUGGAUGGAGGUGGAGAGGUCUGUGUGCUCAGAUGACCUAGAAAAAGCUGUUCUCUGUGUGCAGUGCUUCCACCACACACCUCUGUGGUCUUUCAGAAGCUGUGUUUUCAUUCGUGGAAGGGGUAAACUUUGUGUUGGAGACACUGGGCUCACCUGCAAGGAGAAUAGAAGCCUUGCAGGGGGUUCUGGGCACAGGGUUUGGGUUUCUGUACACUUAGAAGUAAAUCUUCAGACAUACUGAGAGCAGAGCUGGGCACCAGGCCCCCAGCUUGGAGUCUGCCACAGCUUUAAGUGGGUUUCGGAGGUGCAGGGAGGUAGUUCUACCGUGGAGGUUGAGUUGCUGGAGGGGCAGGAAGGGAACAAGCAACACCACACUGGCACAGGUUGCCCAGACAGGUAGUGGAAGUCUCAUCCCUGGAAGUUUCAAAGGCCAGGCUGGAUGUGGCUCUGAGCAAUCUGAUCUAGCGUGAGGUGUCCCUGCCCAUGGCAGGGAAGCUGAAACUGGAUGAUCCCUGAGGUCCCUUCCAGCCUUGACAAUGAGCACUAGAAGGGCUUUUCCCUCCCUGAAGGGAGCCUUGCAAAACAGAAGCUCUGGGCUGUGUGAUUGUUUGGGUUUUUUUUUAAAGCAAGAGCUCAAAGCCCCUCUUUGAAAAGCUGAUUUUGGGAAGGCUGAGCAGGAAGACCCUGGGAGCUGCUUCCCAUGGAUGUGGCUUCUGUUUCCCUCUAGUCAGGCUCAGCUUAGGCUUGCAUCUUGUCUGAGCUGCAGGAGAAUGAGAUGGAAAAUAAAAGGGCACUCAAAGGGCAACUGUUGCAUGCCAACAGCCUCAGCUGCUGCUGCCCAGCCUGCUCUGGGGAGUGUGGCUGAGCCCGCAGCAGCCAGGCUGCUCCUGUGGCUGGUGGCAGCCUGAUGGAUACACCUACCACUGGCACAGCUGCUAAGAGGUCAGACCAGCCACUCCCAGCUCCUCUGACCUCUGGUGCCUGGCUGGAACCUAAUGGGAUUAAUCUCUCACCAUAUCUAUCUCCCACUGACUGCAGCAGCUCUCCAGCAGCCCAGACAGGGAGCUCCUUCUGAGUGAGGGCAGGAGAGGACAGCCUGGAGCAAAGCUGCAGGUGAGGAUCCUUUUCCAGGAGCACAGACACUCUCUGCACAUGGAGCAUAAAACAGCUGCUUGCUUGGGUGGUGUUUUACUGUAAAUAGGCCACUGUGACCUUUUUUAACAGACUCAAUGAAUACUUUUCUGUUUUACCAUUUUCUAUUUUGGAUUUUAUCAAGGGGGAAACAAGAAAAUGCCUGUGAUGAUGAUGCUGAUGCUGAUUUUUUUCCUUCUCUCCUUUCCCUAUAUGCAAUCCAAACAGAAGUUCAGGUUUUUGCUGGUAAUUAUGUACAUGUCUUUGAAAUGUUUCUAACUGCACUUUUCAGUCCAACUCAGUGACUGCUCUGCCCUGAGACAUGACCACUAAAUAAAGUGCUUCUAUGGA